AUGCCAGAUUCCGCACAUGUAUUUAUGGAAAAUGUUUUUCAUUUAACGGGAUAUUUGCAUCGAUUACUUUUCCUUAUGAAAGAACUUGAUAUAAAGGAACAUGAAAUUAGCAAAACUAUUGAAGAAAAAGAAGAACUUUAUUUAGAAAAUUUAAAUUAUAUUCAUAAACAAACUAUAAAAAAACAGUCUAUACAUAGCCAAAAUGAUACCCACAGUGAAUAUUUAGAUAAAAAUGAUCACUCAAUUAAUCAGCAAUUAGUAGACGAAAAUGAUCAUGAAAUUUCUAAUAAUAAUAUGAACACCCAUAUGGAUACAUUUUCGAAAAGAGAAGAGAAUCUGAAAUUAGAAAUUUCACCUGAUGAUAAUAAAAUAAAUAAUGAUUUUGAAACAGAAUAUGUUAAUAAUGAAAAAUUAACAAAAUGUAUAAAAACAGAAAAUGAUGAAAAACAUAUCAAAGAAACGGAAGAAACAUCAUUUAGUAGUGAACAAUUAAAAGAAAAAAAUAUUCCAUCACAAUCAGAUAAUCCUAAUGAUGAAUUAAAAAAUAUAAAUAAAAUACUCACAGAUGAUCAAAUGGAAACAGAUAUGAUGGUACACAAUAUUGAUGAUAAUUUAGAUAAAUACGAUAAUAUAAAAAAUUGGAAUACUAAAGAAGAAGAUGAAGACAGUGAUGAUAGAAAACCUGAACUUUUAUUUAAUGAAGACGAAUUAAAUGAAUAUUUAAAUAUAAUAACAAACGAUAGAGAAAGCUGUAUGGCUCUAUUAAGAGAAAAGAUAUGCAUAAAUAACCAAAUAUCUUAUAUGAUCAAAAGUUAUUAUGAAAAAUUAAAAAAACAAUAUGAUAAAUUAUAUAUUGAAAUGGAAAUGAAUGGAGAAACGCCUCCUAAUAUAUAUAAUACAAAUAAAAAUAAAAAUGAAUAUCCUGAUUUUGAUGAUAAUGUAAAUAUAAAUAACAAUAUAAACGUUAUGAAUAAUACCACAACCAGUGGAAGAAACAAAGGCAAUUAUGCCAACUCAGCCGUAGGUGCAUCAUCUGUUGCUAACUAUACAAAUGAAAAUUAUCAAUAUGAUGCUUACGACUUUGAAUGUACUAAAGAAGAUGAUAAUGAAAUUUUGAAUAAAAUGAAUAACCGAAAACAUAGUGUUAAAUAUGAUGAAGAUUAUAACCCAUAUAAUAGUGAAAAAAGUAAAAAAAGUAAAAAAGCAAAAAGAAAUAGAUCAGAUAGUGCACAUUCAAAUAAAUUAUCAAAAAAUAAUAGUGCAAAAUCUAGUCAAAAUAUUGGGACAAGUAAAAAUGUCAAUCCUAUAGAAAAUAAACCUAAUAAAAUGAGAAUAACAAUUGGAUCUUUGGCAGAUUCUCAUUUGAAAAAUAAUGAAACUUUAAAAAUAAAUAAAGAUAAUAAACCAGAGAAAACUGAAAACAAAGAUCCAGAAGACCUCCUAUUUAAUGAUGGGAUUAAUGGUGAUGAUCAUAUUUCCGAACAGGACGAUAAAAAUGAUGAAAAAAAAAAUGAAAAAAAUACCCAUAAAAAUAAAAAAGCACAAAAAUAA
Molecule: messenger RNA, 1551 nt
Organism: Plasmodium vinckei vinckei
Lineage: Eukaryota; Apicomplexa; Aconoidasida; Haemosporida; Plasmodiidae
Product: conserved Plasmodium protein, unknown function
Exons: 1
Coding region: 1-1551 (516 amino acids)
Source: RefSeq, a predicted model, not a curated record